Molecule: messenger RNA, 749 nt
Organism: Soboliphyme baturini
Lineage: Eukaryota; Metazoa; Nematoda; Enoplea; Dioctophymatida; Soboliphymatidae
Source: the annotation of a GenBank genome assembly
AUGACACAGUUUCAAAUUGUUUCCAAACAGAUCGUGGACUGUAGCAGUGGCACUGAAAGAGGCCCCAAUAGUCUAGGAGAGAUAUGGAUGCGCACUUCAACGGCCAUGAAAGAGUACCUUAAUCGCCCAACGGAGACCAGCGAAACAAUGAACAAGGACGGAUGGAUCAAAUCAGGUGAGAAGCGAACGAAAGAGAGGUACAACGGCUGUUUCAAAUUAAUGUUGUUUGCAUAUUCAGGGGACAUUGGCUUCAUGGAUGAAGAGAAUAACCUGUUCGUGAUUGACAGAAUAAAGGAGUUGAUCAAAUACAAAGGAAACCAGAUCGCUCCGGCCGAACUAGAAUUCGUACUGCAGACGCAUCCGGCGGUGUUCGAUGUGGCCGUGGUCGGCGUGCCCCAUCCGGUUGCUGGUGAAGUGCCUCGAGCAUUCGUGGUUCGCAAAUCCGGGUCAACGGUCAGCGAGGACGAGCUCUGCCAGUUCUUGAAAGGUUCGACUCCUCAGCGUCAUGUUUAUGGCUACGCAAACGUGAAAUUAUCAACAAUUAUGACUUUCAGUCAAGUCAACGUCUCCAUGCCAUUCGCAUUGUCACCGUGUCACCAAAAUGGCGUACACCAAGCGCCGUCUCGUUCGUUGUCCACUUUUGUUAACGGACACCAUUCCACUUACAAUGCUGAUCGAUUCCUCGUCAAUCUUCUACAGUUCCUACGCAGAUACGAGUCGAGUGAUGAAUUUACUGCUUUAAACUGAUG